This is a messenger RNA of Panicum hallii, 501 nucleotides long. Its product is annotated as loricrin-like. The record is from RefSeq and is a predicted model, not a curated record. The transcript is spliced from 2 exons. The coding region runs from base 1 to 501 and encodes 166 amino acids. Lineage: Eukaryota; Viridiplantae; Streptophyta; Magnoliopsida; Poales; Poaceae.
AUGGCACCAGGUGCGGACGUGGCAACUGGCUCUCCACCUGCAGCGAUGGAAGGGGCUGCCUCACCCGGAGGUGCAUUCCCGGCGCCUUGGGAUGCAGUCUCAACCUCCCGGGGUGUGGCUUCGGGCUCCGAACCUCCGGGUUGGGCCUCUACUGAUGCAGGCGGGGAUGGUGGUGCUGCUGGUGUUGUCGCUGGACUUCCGGCAGAGGCAGAUGGAGCUGGCUGGGGGCCGGACCUCCCAGCCGAUGAUUCACCAGUGGGCGCGAAGGACGUGGCAGGGCAAGGAGUCCUGACACAUACCAACGAGGAAGAUGCCCCGGUCGACUGGUGGGGCCUUCUCGCCGAUGGUGUCCCUGGCGGCAGAGGCAGGACCUGCGGCUCUGGCUGCGACGGUGGUGGUGGUGGUGGUGAUGCCUGGCGCUGCUGUGUUGGCGGCGGCGGUGGUGGUCGAUGCUGCGAUGGAGACCGCCUCGCCUCCUCUGGCCUCCCCUGCGGCUGCUAG